AAUGAUGCUCGACUGAAGAAAGGAGCUUCUUGUGACUCAAACAGCCGCUGAACGCGCCCGAGACUCGGGUUAAAACAACUGUCCCUGCGCGUCCUCCCUCUUCACGUCACCAACCACUGGAUCUACCGGUCCGCGGAAGUCGGCGAAUUAAAACCCCGCGGAGCUUGCGCAAUGUUUUGAACCAGUUUUUUCGUUAUCAGUGAACCCGUGAGCUAGCUUGAGGCUGCUAACCCGGUGUGUGUGUGUGAGUAAGAAAGUCAACCAGUCUCAACAUGGACACCAGUUAGCUGCGAGGUGCUUUUUAAAGUUUUUCUGGGGCCGACAUGUUUGCUUGUUUUUCAACGAGAGAACAACGAAGGUGUCGGAAGCUCAGAGAAACUUCCCCAUGACGCAGAAACAACCCAAACAGCUGCUGUGCUGAUGUGAGGAGGAGGAGGAGGAGAAGAAGAAGAGUCAGGUGGACAACAUCAGCGACUAUGAGCUGGGCAGAACAAAAGGACAGAGGCUUGUCUACAAGCGAAGACCCUCUCCCGUGCGUCCACAACUCAAAAGCUGAUCCGUUGAUCCGAAGCCGACCCCUCAGUGACAUCUACCCCUUUCAGAGUCAAGGUGACAGGAGUGCAGUCCCAUAUCUGGUGUCUGGAUGUGGCGCACAGGUACAGCCCGUGACCGCGGGUCCUCUCACUGAGGAGAACAAAUUGAACAGUAUCAACUCCUCUGCUUGGUCCAACCCUGUAAUAGGUCAACCUGAAGGAAAGCCUUACCCCUCAAGAAUCAUGAGGCUAUUUUCUAACUCGAGGAAGGGCCCUGUCCCUGCUCACAGUCCAACCACUGACAGUCCCACCUCAGUCGACAGCAACGACAGCAAUGGUGGCCCCCAGUCCUGGUCCGGACUUCCAGGACUGGGUGUUGUGGGCUCCUUCAAAAAGCUCCGCUCCUCUGUGCUUCAGGGUAUUCAGAGUAGAGGGGCAGCAAACCUCGAUGAGGAGUAUUUGCCUUCAUCAAAUCCGGAAAUGGUUAAUGGCACAAUUGUAGCCGACACUGACCCUGAUCUAGAUAAUGGAACAAAUCAUUUAAAAACAGCAGAGGGAUACAGUUUGUCGAAUGGAAAUAUCACUGUGCAUACGUUGGCUAUGGGGCAGUGCAGCUCAGAUGUUGAGGACUAUGAUGAUGAGGAAAACGAUGAAGGAGAUGGUCUCACACGGAACUCCCGAUUAUCCAGGAGUAUCAAGAGAGCGUAUGGGGCAGGACGCAUUUCAUUAUUUGACUUGGGGAGAGGAAGGGUUGCUGGAAGCAGCGCAAACGAAGCUGCUGACAGUCAGAAACCAGAUCAGACAUGCACGGUCAACGUCCAAACAAAAAGCACGAACCACAACACGAAUGUGAAGGUGUUGAACAGAAUGAGCAAAAGCGCAGACAACCUUCACAUAUUUAAGGCACCUUUCAGACGCAAAGCCCCAUCUCUAGGUCCUCAGUCUCCUCAGGAUGAGGCGCAGGGGACUAGCAUGUCAAAUGGGAAGCCAUACAUCCAGAGAACAGCCAGCGCCUCCUCAGUGGACCUGCGAGGUCAUGCUGUUAAUUACAAUAAGAACCCUGUGAAGACCAAGGCGCCGAUGCUGAAGCUGGUGGGCAGCAUGACCGACCUGACUGUCCGACGCAGGCGAAGUCCCUCCCCCAGCUCCACAUCUGCCAUGUCAUCCCUCUGCCGUCUCCAUGACGACUACUCCAGACGUGUGCCUUGCCCACAAACUAGUGAACGACAGCGCCGGCCUUCGCCGGUCAGAGCGCGAGUCAUGUCUGUCGAACACACACCACUGGUUCAUCACCAGCCUGAAGACGACAUAAACCCACAGCAGCACCGGGUUCUCAUCAGCCCAGUCUCUGUGGAUCCUCCAGAUUCAGCAGAGACUUCACCUGGUUCCUCUGGUCACUGUGAGCUGCAGGCUAUAGCAACAAGGGAACAGUUGGAGGAUUGUGAUUCAUCUCCACUCAGUCACAAAGAGACUUCAACACAAGAUGAGGAGAAGUCACUACAAUUCAAGGUGACAUCAGAAGUGCGAGAAGCAUUUCUCCAAGCAGAUGAAAUGUCUCCGACAACCAGCAGCAGCACACCUCCUAUCUCCCCGACAAGCCUCUCGGAGUCACCCACGUCUUCCGCGUCGUCCACAGAUGCAGCAGCGAUGACCACAGAAACGUCCUCUGUCAAAUCUAGGCGAAGGGCCGGGCGUUCGCGACCACGGCCUAUUUCUGACUACGGGCAACUUAUUUCCAGGAAGCACUCUAUUCCUGAGGAAGUGGCAGAGAUGCGUGCUGAGGAAAGGACAGAAAAUGCAUCACUGCAUAAAGAUUGCAGUGAUGACGACAUGUGUGUGAACAGAGAAAGCCCUGAGAACUCAAACAUGAAUGGGGACGGUCAGUGCAGGAGGUAUCGGCCCAUCUCGGUGAUAGGAGCCGGGGAUCUGUUCCCCCCUGAUGCUGAGGAGAAGGAAGACCGCCUUCCUUCUCCUGUGUCACGGCCGCCCAUCCCCUCCCACCAGGUCCCCCCCUACAGAGCGGUGUCUGCCAGGUUUCGCCCUUCAGCUCUUUCCCAGAGCACCCCCAUCGGACUGGAUCGCGUUGGACGGCGAAAGCUCCACAGAGUGCUCAGCGAUGGUGCGUCUGAGUGCUCGGCGACGCUUGAUGACAGCGUGAGUGAGGAGGAGGAGGGGGGCAGCUUUGAUGAGCUCACUGAUGCCACGCCCUACCUCCAGCCAGGGGUGGAGAUCUCCGUGCUAAACGAGUGGAUAAGCUCAGGCCACACGGUGUAUGCGGAGGCUCUCUGGGACCAUGUGACCAUGGAGGAGCAGGAGCUGGCCUUCAAGGCUGGAGAUGUUAUCCGUGUCCUGGAAGCCUCACACAAGGAUUGGUGGUGGGGCAGAGGCGCUGACAGGGAAGCCUGGUUCCCCUCCAGCUUUGUGAGAGUGCGAGUUAACCAGGAGGACUCGAGUGCAGACAGUGUGGAUAGUGUAGCGGACCAGGAGGAUCCGGCACCCAGGGACACGCACAGCGCUCAGCACAGGGAGCAGAUGAGAACCAAUGUUGUUCAGGAAAUCAUGAACACUGAGCGCAUCUACAUCAAGCACCUGAAAGACAUCUGUGAGGGUUACAUCCGCCAGUGCCGUAAACACCCGGAAAUGUUCACUGAGCUGCAGCUGAAGACCAUCUUCAGCAACAUAGAAGACAUCUACAGAUUUCAGAGGCAGUUUCUCAAAGACCUGGAGAAGAACUACAACAAAGACCAACCACAUCUCAGUGAAAUUGGCUCCUGCUUUCUCUUGCAGGAGGAGGGUUUUUCUAUAUACUCAGAGUACUGUAACACCCACCCAGUGGCCUGUGCUGAGCUGCAGCGCCUCAUGAAGUUGGGUCGAUUCAAACAUUUCUUUGAGGCCUGUCGGCUCCUCCAGCAGAUGAUCGACAUCUCCAUCGCCGGUUUCUUGCUCACGCCCGUCCAGAAGAUCUGUAAAUACCCGCUGCAGCUGGGAGAACUGCUCAAGUACACCCCAAAGGACCACAGUGACUUCAGCGGAGUGAGCAAAGCAUAUGACGCUAUGAAGAAUGUGGCCAGUUUGAUAAAUGAGAGUAAAAGACGACUGGAGAGUGUUGACACCAUCGCUCACUGGCAGGUCGCCAUUCUGCACUGGGAGGGACCUGACGUGCUGGAGCGCAGUUCAGAGCUCAUCCACUCCGGGGAGCUGGCUCGUGCCGUCCGACAAGGCAAAAUGCAGCAGCGCAGCUUCUUCCUGUUUGACCACCAGUUGGUCUUCUGCAAAAAAGACGUCCUGCGCAGAGACCUGCUCCACUACCGCGGACGGCUGGAUAUGGACCAGACCGAGGUAUUGGACAUGCCCGACGGCCGGGACCUAGACCUGGGCUUGACCCUACGGAACGCUCUGCGCCUGCGCGACGCCUCCACUCUGGAGUUUGUGUGUGUGCUGUGCUGCAGGAAGGCCCAGGACAAGCAGAGGUGGCUGGAGGCUUUUGCCAAGGAGAGACACAGAGUCAAGGAAGACCAAGAGAUGGGAAUGGAAAUCAGUGAGGAUCAAAGAAAACAGGCCAUUGUUAAUGCCAGAAGAGCCAAACAGGGAAAGAUCAAACCCAUCGGUUACUCUGGUUCUGUGCCACCCCACCACCCGCAAAACCUCCACCCGCUUCACCAGCGUCACGUCACCAUUCCAACCAGCGUGCCUCAGCAGCAGGUCUUCUCAUUGGCCGAGCCCCCGAAACGAAAGCCUUACCACCUGUUGUACAGCAUCACCCGCAACGCCUUUUUCAAGAAGUGAGGCUUCGCUCCCUCGUCCCUUCGUUUUGUUUCCUCUGUGCAUAAUCACAGCGUGCCCGAACCGUCCCGAAGACUCGAAGAACACUUUAUUUUUCCUUGUGUUUCCCGUCUGUGAAUGUACUUUCACGUUUGCUCUCUGUGCCUCAUAUGUCUUUCUCUAUAUGUGUGUUGUUGUUGCACGUUUGAGUUCAGUGCCUUUUCUGUGUAUGGGGCGUGACUUAAGUGUUAAAAUACUGACUGUUGGUGUGUUUAUGCUGCUCACUAAAGCUCAUGAUACCCCACCUCUUUGUCUUAUUAAUUCCCAGCUGCAGGAGUUUUUAUUUUAUUUUAAUAAUGACAACGAUGUAUCUUCUGCUUUUACAUUGACAAACAUGGUUGUAGGCUAUUUCACAAAGGCUGGACCCUUUUUUUUUGGUUUUGCUGUGAGCACAAACAGCCAGAGGAUCAAUUAACUAACACAUUCAUCAACCCGUUUAACACUGUAAAUAAAACUCUUGUACAAACAAAA
Messenger RNA from Hippoglossus stenolepis (Pacific halibut), 4826 nucleotides. It is a transcript of the gene spata13, whose product is annotated as spermatogenesis associated 13. Bases 477 to 4319 code for a protein of 1280 amino acids. Gene Ontology annotation, molecular function: guanyl-nucleotide exchange factor activity; protein binding. The transcript is spliced from 13 exons. Lineage: Eukaryota; Metazoa; Chordata; Actinopteri; Pleuronectiformes; Pleuronectidae. The record is from RefSeq and is a predicted model, not a curated record.